Molecule: messenger RNA, 1578 nt
Organism: Penicillium vulpinum
Lineage: Eukaryota; Fungi; Ascomycota; Eurotiomycetes; Eurotiales; Aspergillaceae
Product: sugar porter family MFS transporter
Exons: 3
Coding region: 1-1578 (525 amino acids)
Biological process (GO): carbohydrate transport; transmembrane transport
Cellular component (GO): membrane
Molecular function (GO): carbohydrate:proton symporter activity
Source: RefSeq, a predicted model, not a curated record
AUGGGCUUCGCUUUGAAGAGGCCAGAUGAUGCCGUGGGCUCUGCUGCCCCGGCAAUCAUGAUUGGAUUGUUCGUUGCAUUCGGUGGUGUUCUCUUUGGAUAUGACACCGGUACCAUCAGCGGUAUCCUCGCCAUGAAGAAAUGGCGCGAGAUGUUCUCGACCGGCUACAUCAACCCCACAGACAACCUGCCUGAUGUCACAUCCUCAGAAUCAUCAAUGAUUGUCUCUCUGCUCUCAGCAGGCACAUUCUUCGGUGCCCUCGGCGCCGCCCCCAUCGCCGAUAAAUUCGGCCGCCGAAUGGGCAUGAUCAUGGAGUGCUUCGUCUUCGUCUUCGGUGUCAUCCUCCAAACCGCCGCAACCUCCAUCCCCCUCUUCGUCGCCGGCCGCUUCUUCGCCGGUCUGGGCGUCGGUCUUCUCUCUGCCACUAUCCCCCUCUACCAGUCCGAGACAGCACCCAAAUGGAUCCGCGGUACCGUCGUUGGCGCCUACCAGCUCGCGAUCACAUUCGGUCUUCUCCUUGCUGCUAUCGUCAAUAACUCCACCAAGGACCGUGAUGACACUGGGUGCUACAGAAUCCCUAUCUCCAUCCAAUUCGCCUGGGCUAUCAUCCUCGUCGUAGGCAUGCUGCUCCUCCCCGAGACUCCCCGCUUCUUGAUUAAGCAGGACCGCUACGAAGAUGCCACUAAGGCCCUCGCUCGCGUCCGCCGCAUGGACGUCAACGACCCCGCUCUCAUUGCUGAACUCGCUGAAAUCCAGGCAAACCACGAGUUCGAAAUGCGUCUCGGAAAGGCUACCUACCUUGAGAUCGUCCGUGGAUCCCUUGGCAAGCGUCUGGCAACUGGUUGUGCUGUCCAGGGUCUGCAACAGCUCGCCGGUGUCAACUUCAUCUUCUACUACGGCACAACCUUCUUCCAAAACUCCGGCAUCCAAAACUCCUUCGUGAUCACCCUGAUAACCAACAUCAUCAACGUGAUCUCCACAUUCCCGGGUCUCUACAUGGUCGAGAAAUGGGGUCGCCGCCCCCUCCUCCUGUUCGGCGCCGUGGGAAUGUGCGUCUCGCAACUCAUCGUCGCGAUCGUCGGCACAGCCAUCAACUCCGAAGUCUCGAACAAGGUCCUCAUCGCCUUCGUCUGCAUCUACAUCUUCUUCUUCGCCAGUUCCUGGGGCCCCGUUGCCUGGGUCGUGACCGGUGAACUGUACCCCCUCAAGGCUCGUGCCAAGUGUCUUUCCAUCACCACCGCCACCAACUGGCUGCUCAACUGGGCUAUUGCCUACGCCACGCCGUACAUGGUCAACAGCGGGCCUGGAAAUGCCAACCUCCAGUCUAAGGUUUUCUUUAUCUGGGGUGGAUUCUGCUUUAUUUGUGCCGUGUUUGUUUACACUUGCAUUUAUGAGACUAAGGGCCUUUCGCUGGAGCAGGUUGAUGAGCUUUAUGCUAAGGUGCCCCGUGCUUGGAACUCGGUUGGAUGGGUUCCUUCGGCAAACUAUAAUCUCGAGCAGCUUGAGAUUGAUGCUGGGGAGAAGAGGUCUGAGGGUGCUAUGCAUCUUGAGAGCGUUGAGGCCAAGACUGAUGUUUGA